Molecule: messenger RNA, 1051 nt
Organism: Pneumocystis carinii B80
Lineage: Eukaryota; Fungi; Ascomycota; Pneumocystomycetes; Pneumocystales; Pneumocystaceae
Exons: 5
Coding region: 83-1051 (322 amino acids)
Biological process (GO): positive regulation of mitochondrial translation
Source: RefSeq, a predicted model, not a curated record
GUUUUUUUCUACAAAGAUACAGGACAAGUUAUAUAAGAGGAUUUUUUAAAAUACAAAAUAAAACAUUUGUCUUUAUUUUAACAUGUAUUUUCAGAAUUUAAAUUCAAAACAUAUAAAUCAACAUACUAAAUUAAAGUUAAAUCCUGUUAAAAAAGUUGACAAAUCAUUUCAUAAAGUAAUUGCUUUUUCAACAGCGGAAUCUUAUGAUUUUUUACACUUGAAAUCUAUUUUGCCAGAAAACUCUGUUUAUUUGCCAAGAAAUAGGGUUUUUUAUAUUGAAAAGUUUUCUAUUGAUAUUGAUUUGCGUGAUAUAUUUAUAUUUUCUUCUGGUUCUUUUGUUAUAUGGGGAUCUUCUGUAGAAAAUUGUGAAUAUUUCUUAAAUACAGUAAUACGUGGCAAAUUAUCUGGAAUUGAGAUAACUCCUUAUAAAAAAUACAAGAAGGAAGUCUUUUAUUAUGAAAAGAAUAAAAAUGUAAAAACUGAUAUUUUUGUUCAAAAAGAUCUUAUUACUAUUGGAAAUGACUUUUAUCAUGACAAAAUAUUAGAUUUUGACAACAUUCCUUCUGAUAGUGUAAUAAUGGCACAACUAUCUUUUUCAGAAAGUAUGGCUAGAUCUAGUAAAUUAUCUGUUUUAGAAGAUGAACUUGAAAAUUAUUUAAAUCAGGUUAAAACUAUCCCUGAUUCAUUGUCAUUAGGCAAAGUUCCUCUUAGUAGAUCAGAAAUCAUUAAGAAAACGGGUACUCUUCUUAGAUUUCGUUCAUAUUUUAACCUUCAUCCUGAAAAUUUUCUUGAUCUUCCUGAGUUUUAUUGGGAAAAUGUAAAAUUAGAAGAAUGUUAUUUGAAAGCAAAUGAGGCUUUGGAUAUGAAUUUGAGAUUAGAUAUUGUUAAUACAAAACUUAAUUAUGCAACCGAAUUACAAUUUACUCUUAGACAAGUAUUAAGUGAAAAUACGACACAUCGUCUUGAAUUAAUUAUAAUAUGGUUAAUCUUUAUUGAAACUGUAUUUGCAAUUGGUGGUUAUUUUGAUACUAAUCAUAAAAAUAAGAAAUAA